AUGAAAUGUAUCGAAGACGUGGAAACACCUUGCCUAUCUUUUGCCUACAACGUACAGGAUCAAAAAUGUUAUCUGUAUAGCCGUGUACUACUAGAAAACGACUAUGUGAUAUCAAGUGGAAUUGUGACAUAUGUUCCAGUAUUUGAUAAUAUCGAGAAAGACAAACCAACAGCCCAGAGUGACACUUAUCAACAAAAUGACGAGAAAUAUGGUUCACAUAGAGCUAUAGAUGGAGACCCCAACACCUAUAUGUGGACAUAUCGAGAGCAUCCUAUAUGGUGGUGCGUGGACUUAGUCAAGAUACAUUCCAUGCGCUUGAUUCAAAUUAUCAAUAGGAAAAGUCAUUCUGAUCGGAUGGAAGGGUUUCGUUUGAGUUUUGGGAUGACUGGAAACUGUGAUGAAGCUGGUCUCGAUGAUUCUAUUGAGUGUUAUCGUGAUAUUGGUACAGAUCAGCCACAUUACGAUAUAACAAAAUGUACAUCAGCUUGCAUAAACCCCAAAAGGGAAGGAGAAAGAGGAUUUCUAAAAAUAGCACGGACUGCAUAUUAUAUUUAUUCUAACCGGUUACAAGGAGUGGUGUUUUUACGGGAGGAGCCGUGUACUACGGUACUGGAAAACGACUAUGUGAUACCAAGUGGAAUUGUGACAUAUGUUCCAGUAUUUGAUGAUAUCGAGAAAGACAAACCAACAGCCCAGAGUGACACUUAUCAACAAAAUGACGAGAAAUAUGGUUCACAUAGAGCUGUAGAUGGAGACCCCAACACGUUUAUGAGUACAGCUUGCAUAAACCCCAAAAGGGAAGGAGAAAGAGGAUUUCUAAAAAUAGCACGGACUGCAUAUUAUAUUUAUUCUAACCGGUUACAAGGAGUGGUGUUUUUACGGGAGGAGCCGUGUACUACGGUACUGGAAAACGACUAUGUGAUACCAAGUGGAAUUGUGACAUAUGUUCCAGUAUUUGAUGAUAUCGAGAAAGACAAACCAACAGCCCAGAGUGACACUUAUCAACAAAAUGACGAGAAAUAUGGUUCACAUAGAGCUGUAGAUGGAGACCCCAACACGUUUAUGAGUACAGGUCGAGGGACUCCUAUAUGGUGGUGCGUGGACUUACUCAAGAUACAUUCCAUGCGCUUGAUUCAAAUUAUCAAUAGGAAAAGUCAUUCUGAUCAGAUGGAAGGGUUUCGUUUGAGUUUUGGGAUGACUGGAAACUGUGAUGAAGCUGGUCUCGAUGAUUCUAUUGAGUGUUAUCGUGAUAUUGGUACAGAUCAGCUACAUUACGAUAUAACCAAAUGUACAUCAGAUUCAUUGUUUUGUACAAUGAAAUGUCUCAGAGACGUGGAAACAUCUUGCCUAUCUUUUGCCUACAACGCACAGGAUCAAAAAUGUUAUCUGUAUAGCCGUGUACUACUGGAAAACGACUAUGUGAUAUCAAGUGGAAUUGUGGCAUAUUUUCCAGUAUUUGAUGAUAUCGAGAAAAACAAACCAACAGCCCAGAGUGAAAUUUAUCAACAAAAUGACGAGGAAUAUGGUUCACAUAGAGCUAUAGAUGGAGACCCCAACACCUAUAUGUGGUCAAGUCGAGAGCGUCCUAUAUGGUGGUGCGUGGACUUAGUCAAGAUACAUUCCAUGCGCUUGAUUCAAAUUGUCAAUAGGAAAAGUUAUUCUGAUCGGAUGAAAGGGUUUGGUUUGAGUUUUGGGAUGACUGGUAACUGUGAUGAAGCUGGUCUCGAUGAUUCUAGUGAGUGUUAUCGUGAUUUGGGUACAGAUCAGCCACAUUACGAUAUAACCAAAUGUACAUCAGCACCAUUCACACCAACACAUCUUGAUACCUUACCAUCGUGGCCAAACCACGCCCCCAUUCGUCAUACUGCUUUCAGAUUACUAAGACUUUGUACAACCCGUAUAUGGGAUACGAAGACGUAA
Lottia gigantea (owl limpet) is the source of this 1920-nucleotide messenger RNA. RefSeq lists its product as hypothetical. NCBI's taxonomy places the organism in Eukaryota, Metazoa, Mollusca, Gastropoda, Lottiidae. The record is from RefSeq and is a predicted model, not a curated record. The coding region runs from base 1 to 1920 and encodes 639 amino acids. The transcript is spliced from 14 exons.